UAUAUACUUGUGGGAUAUUUUUCCAAGGCGAAAGGCGUUUUGCUUGACUAGACUGCACGUUGGUUUAUAAAAUCUGGAUCUGCGGGUUCGGGCUGCCAUCAGUCUGGGAUAUUUGUUUCUAAAGACAUAGGGUGAAUCGGGGAAACUCUUUACGACUCGAAUAUCAUCAUGUUUCAUUCAUCGAAACCAUAUUCGGCCGUGUCUGUGCAGAUUGAGGUCCUAACUAGUGAACAAUAUGAUGUUGAAGACUCUAGUGGCAUCGUUGAUCUCAUUGAAGCCGUAAUGAUACAGGGCAGUGGCCCGACCGAAGCAAGCCGCGCCCUGCGUAAGAAGCUUAAAUAUGGAAACCUGCACCGCCAAUUAAGAGCUCUCACUAUCCUCGACUUCCUGAUCCAAAAUUCUGGAGACCGCUUUUUACGGGAAUUUGCUGAUGAACCCCUACUGGAACGGUUGCGAAUUGCUGCUACGGACCCUGUUUCUGAUCCUCAGGUCAAAGAAAAAUGCAAGCAACUCUUUGGACAAUGGGCCGUGUCCUAUAAGAACACGCCCGGCAUGGAGCGGGUGACAGCUCUCUAUAAGCAAUUACCAAAACGCAAGCAGCCGGCCAACCAGGCCAAAGCCAAGGUUCUCCGGGACACUGGCACUUCCGACGAGCCUCCAAUGGGUCAUACUGUAUCGAUCUCUGCGGGCAAUGGACCAGCCACAGUUCUUAGUGGCCCCAAGCACAAGCAUACCUCCAGCAAAUCACUCAAAAAGGAAAAGAAAGAGAAGAAAGUUCGAGAUAAGAACUUCAGUCUUGAAAGGGAGAAACCAGAAAUGUUGCAGACACUCGCAUCUGCAUCUGUCGCAAGCACAAAUCUCCUAAAUGCACUAAAGCUGGUCAAUAGAGAAACUCAACGGGUAAGCGAGGAUGCAGAGGUCCUCAAUCGGUUCGAAAAGUGCAAGCAACUCAGGCGUCAGAUUCUUCGUUAUAUCCAACAUGUAGAAAGCGAGGAAUUUCUUGGUAGUCUCAUACACGCUAACGAGGAACUUGUCACCGCCCUCAUGGCGUUCGAAGUCUUAGACAAGAGUGUGGAUUACGACAGCGAUAGCGAUCAGGAUGUGCUUGAGUCUGGCUGGAGUCCUGACCGCGAUGAUCUCCAGGAGUCAUUUGCGGGGCUUGUUGUUAACCCUCCAAGGCCACCACGGCCCGUUCGGCCAAUGUCUAUAUCUAUCCCCUCAUCUUCGAAGCAGCGGGUGUAUCGCAGUGAUAGUGAGUCAGCAACAGACGAAGACGAUGAUGAGGAUAACCCAUUUGGCGAUCGCAAUGCCAUUCGUACGCCCAAUAUUGAAAUGUCCCAACCCAUCUGGAAAGAAGUUUAGAUUGGGCGCAGCAUGUCUUACUUUCUACCCUUCUUUCAAUUUAUAACCGUGGAGCUUUGCAUUACCCAUUAACGGAGUUACGUGCCCGAUGAUAAUGCUAUUAAAGAUUGAUCACGACGUUGCUUGCUUGGAGUACGACCUAUGACUGAAAUGGCGGUGUUUUUUUCUCUCUUUUUCUUUUUUUCUCUUUCUUAGUAUGCUUCGGAUGUAUGACUAAAUAUGAGGAAUACUACUAUACCAAUAAAC
Aspergillus alliaceus is the source of this 1608-nucleotide messenger RNA. Its product is annotated as LSB5 family protein. Gene Ontology annotation, biological process: actin cortical patch localization; actin filament organization; endocytosis. The transcript is spliced from 4 exons. Bases 169 to 1362 code for a protein of 397 amino acids. Gene Ontology annotation, molecular function: ubiquitin binding; phosphatidylinositol binding. Gene Ontology annotation, cellular component: actin cortical patch. The record is from RefSeq and is a predicted model, not a curated record. Lineage: Eukaryota; Fungi; Ascomycota; Eurotiomycetes; Eurotiales; Aspergillaceae.